Oldenlandia corymbosa var. corymbosa is the source of this 3422-nucleotide messenger RNA. The record is from the annotation of a GenBank genome assembly. Lineage: Eukaryota; Viridiplantae; Streptophyta; Magnoliopsida; Gentianales; Rubiaceae.
UUUCUUUCUUCUGGUCCAAACACUGUGUGCCCACUCCACUCCACUCCAGCAUCCAGAAGCAGAGAGAUAACACUUUGGAUGCCAGCCCAUAUUUUCAUCUUUGAGGUUGACCAGUAACCCCCAGUAUUAUUAUAUCAUGCCAGCUGGGCUAAAGUGUUAACCUUUGCCAGGAUCCUUCCGAACCAAAAACCCAUCAACUAUAUAAACAUCAUUCAUCACCCUCUUUCCCAUCAUCAACCAACGAUAACUUAUAUCUUUCUCUUCUUCCAAUAUUCUAAAGAGUUCUUUCCAUCAAACCAACCAAGCAUUUCAGUUUACAAAAAGGGUUUGUUUUUCCUUCGAUUGCAAAUUAUAUUGAGGAAAGAUGAUUUCCUUUACAGCCUCUAGAGCUGCAUUGAUUUCAGUGGUUGCAUCUCUUCUACUGGUUGCUGCCUCUGCUGGUAAUUUCUACCAGGAUGUGGACGUCUACUUCGGAGGUCCGAGGGCUCAGAUUCUUCAGGGUGGCCAACUUCUCACCCUGUCUCUAGACCAAGCUUCGGGUUCCGGGUUCAAUUCCAAGAAGGAAUACAUGUUCGGUCGGUUUGAUAUGCAGCUCAAACUUGUCCCGGGCAACUCUGCUGGCACUGUCACCACAUUUUAUUUAACAUCACAAGGAAAUGCCCAUGACGAAAUUGAUUUCGAAUUCCUUGGAAACUCUUCAGGACAGCCUUACACAGUUCACACCAAUGUUUUUGGUCAGGGGAAAGGAGGCAAAGAGCAACAGUUUCACCUCUGGUUUGAUCCCACAACAGCCUUCCACACUUACUCCAUUGUGUGGAACCCCCAGAGGAUCAUCUUCUUGAUCGAUAACAAUCCGAUCAGAGUGUUCAACAAUGAUGAAUCAAAGGGUGUGCCUUUCCCCAAGAACCAGCCAAUGAGAGUGUACUGCAGCUUGUGGAAUGCUGAUGAUUGGGCUACACAGGGCGGCCGGGUUAAGACGGAUUGGUCUAAAGCUCCAUUCUCUGUUUCUUACCGGAAUUUCAAUGCUAAUGGUUGUGCCAGGUCACCAGGUUCAUCGACUUGUGAUUCUACGAAUUCCGCAAACAAUGAUCAGGCAUGGCAGAAUCAGGGGUUGGAUGCCAAAGGCCGAAACAGGAUGAAUUGGCUUCGACAGAGAUUUAUGGUCUACAAUUAUUGUACUGAUCGUUCCAGGUUCCCUCAAGGCUUUCCUCCGGAAUGCAAAGGCCAGCAGUAAUCAACCCCUCAGGGGACUCCAAGGGUCUUUAUUCAUUUUAUUCUUUUUGACAUUGAAGAUUGUUUAAUUAUAAUUUGUAAAUCUUUUCCAGAUUACGCAUAAUUCUUUAUUCUUUUGUAGAUUUCAGAGUGAAUAACAAAUUACUUUUAUUAUAUUGUCAUUGCUAUUUCGUUUUCGUGCUUUUCUCCUCUUUUUCUUUUUUUUUUCUUUUUUUUUUUAGCUACAUGGUACUUACUACGUUAUUAUAGUAUAAUGGGAGUUGAGUCUGUUUACUGAGAAGGAAAUACGAUACUACUACUAUAAGGGAAAACAGAGCUAUACUUUUAGAAAAAGAUGUAAAAACUAGAUUCAUGUAAUUUACAAAACCAAAUGGAUGAUGACUCCUCCUCUCUGCCUCGGCAGACACGAUAAGAUUUAUAUUUAGCCUUUUGAAUUAAAUGAAAACUCGAUUUGGAGACUAAGAUCUUAGAAACACCACAUCAUUUUAUGCUUUUAUAUAUAUAUAUAUAUAUAUAUAUAUAACAUUAUAGGCAUCCUAGGCUAUUCAUUUGUGGGUCUACUGGGGGAGGUGAUACUACUACUAGGGAGAGACAAAAUACAAAGAGUAUGGAUGGUUGAGGAUGAAUACCCACAAUUUUGAUGUUUUGAGUUACAUCGCAAAUAAUUUGUGACAGUUCCAUCAAAGGGCUAAGGCAAUUGAUGCCACCAACCCCAAUUUCAUUAUGAAUCCCAACUAGAGUAAUUUCAAAACUUCUGUUCUGCUCUUUGAUGGGCUGAUUAUUGUAGCAGAGAAAGUCGCAAUAGGGUUGUCAACGAUUCCAAAUUGACAAAUUUGAUAUCGUAAUUUUUUAGCAGCCCAAGUUUAAUACGUAUUUCUGGUUACAUAGAGAAACUAGAGGAACAAAAGAUAGCAAGUUAGCAAUCAUAAGAGUAAUGUAUUUUACAAUAAAAGUUGCACGGAUUCUGCAUAAUAUGAACAAAGAUUUACAAAAAAGAAUUAGAGAAUCUCACCUAACACUUUACAUUUUUCCUACUGUAACACAAUUUACAAAAUCUAUAUACAAAAGCAGGAAAAAAAAAAAAAAAAGAGCCCAAAACAACCAAUGUUGAAUAAAAAUUACUGCUGCUUGCACUCGGGAGGAAUGCCUUGAGGGGACCUGGAACGAUCAGCACAAUAAUUGUAGAUCAUGAAGCUGUCUCGAAGCCACUUCAUCCUGCUUCGGGCCUUGGCAUCAAGCCCCUUAGUCUGCCAUGACUGAUCAUUGUUUCCAGAAUUUGUUUUCCCACAGGUCGACGAACCAGGUGCCCUGACACAACCAUUGGCAUUGAAAUCCCUGUAAGAAACAGAGAAUGGUGCAUUAGCCCAAUCCGUCUUGACCCGGCCGCCCUGUGUAGCCCAAUCAUCAGCAUUCCAUAAGCUGCAGUAGACCUUCAUGGGCUGAUUCUUAGGAAAAAGCACCCCAAUUGAUUCAUCGUUGUUGAACACUCUGAUCGGAUUGUUAUCCACCAAGAACAUGAUUCUCUGGGAGUUCCAAACAAUGGAGUAAGUGUGAAAGGCCGCGGUUGGAUCAAACCAGAGGCGAAACUGUUGCUCUUUCCCACCUUUUCCCUGAGCAUAUACAUUUGUGUGAACUGUGUAAGGCUGCCCUGAAGAGUUUCCGAGGAAUUCGAAAUCAAUUUCGUCGUGGGCAUUUCCUUGUGAUGAUAACUGCACAAUUUAUAAGGCAUAACAAAAUUAGUUUGGUGAAACUUAUGGAUUUUGAUCAUGAGAAAUUCAAUGUUUUCAAGUACUGACAUAGAAUGUGGCGACAGUGCCAGCGGAAUUGCCCGGGAUGAGUUUGAGUUGCGUAUCAAAUCGCCCGAACAAAUAUUCGUUCUUGGUUACGAACCCUGAACCUGAAGAUUUGUCAAGAGAUAAGGUGAGAAGCUGGCCACCCUGAAGAAACUUAGCCCGAGGACCUCCGAAAUAGACGUCGAUAUCUUGGUUGAAAUUGCCGGCAUGCGCAACAAGAAGUAGAAGAGAUGCAACAACGCCAGAUAUGAAUGUAGCUUGAGAGGAUGUAAAUGAUGUAAUCAUUUCAACUUCUUUAUCCUUUCUCUUUUUUUAGUUUUUUUUUUUUUUUUUUGGUUUUUUUUGGAUACUGAAACUAAUAGUACUUGCUGAAUUAGUUUGAUGGAAAUUAUGAAU